CAGCUUAAGAUUAGUUUGUAAUAUUUCCUUAUCUAAGGACCACGCUUUACCUUCUUACAGUUAUUUUAGUUCUUCACUAAAUUUUACUGUAUUCAGAAUAAAGCUGGAAUGUUUCUACUUUCUACUAUUCUUAGAUAGAUACAUGAAAAUAAAGUAGUGUCAUAUCUUCUUCAUUUUGUACACAUGUUUUCUUUUUCUUUAUUGAUCUUUCCUUUGAUUGAAUUGAUGAUAGAGGCAAAGAGCGCCGCAAACCAAUCUUUUUUCCUCAGAGAACCUCCACAAACGAACAUUGACAGGAAAGGAAAAUUGCAGCCAAUAGAAGGCUGCCAGGUAGCAAUAAUCUAUUCCCAUAAGAAAUAAAGGACCCAACCCUACCAACUUGAGGUCAGGGUGGCAGUUGGCAUAUUUGUUCGACAGUCUUCUCCCAUCAGCGGCGGCCAAGCAGAAGUGGCGAAGCCUGAAAGUGAGCUCUACGAAAGAGAGAGGGGCCAAACCAAGAAAAGCCAGGAGGGCUCCGACCGAUAUCUCCACCAGGAGUCCAGGACCUUGGUUUUGUUCCCUCCUCCGCUCCUCCACUGGGUCAUUGGGUGCGGCGGCUGGUGCGAGAAAGGUGCCAGGCACAACUUGCAAUUUUUGGGGAGUUUGUUAAGGAGUCGCACACAGUUUGCCUCUUCUCAGAUCUCCCUGUGGUUGAGCCGUUGAGGAAGAGCAAGGAAGCCCUGCGAGCAAGGAAACAUGGCAGAGUCGCUGCUGCUCCCCGUGGUGCGCGGCGUCGUCGGCAAGGCGGCUGACGCCCUCGUGCAGAGCAUCACUCGCAUGUGGGGCGUCGACCAGGACCGCCUCAAGCUCGAGCGCCACCUGGUGUACGUGCAGUCCUUGCUGGCCGACGCCGAGGCGAAGAGCGAGACCAACCACGCCGUCCGGACGUGGAUGAAGGAGCUCAAGGCCGCCGCGUACCAGGCCGACGACGUCCUCGACGACUUCCAGUACGAGGCACUGCGCCGUGAGGCCCUGAGCGGCCAGUCCAUGGCAAGCAAGGUACUGAGCAACUUCACCUCAAAGAAUCGUCUUGUAUUCCGUCAUAAAGCGAGCAGAGACCUGAAGAACGUGCUCGAAAAGAUUGACGAGCUCGUGACCGAGAUGACAAAGUUUGGCCUGGUGGCGCUUCCGGAGGGGCCGCCGCAAGCUCUUCCUCGGCAGACGCACUCAGCGCUGGAUGAAUCCAUGGAGAUAAUUGGCAGAAAAGAUGACAAAGAUGGGGUGGUGGAACUGUUGCUGGACCAGCAAGAUCGGCAGCAUGUACAAGUGCUGCCCAUCCUUGGAAUGGGGGGUGUGGGCAAGACCACGCUAGCCAAGAUGGUGUACAACAGCGACAAAAUUCAGAAGCACUUUGAAUUGAGGAUGUGGCACUGCGUGUCAGAAAAUUUUGAAGCUAUUCCUCUUGUUAGGUCUGUAAUUGAGUUGGCUACAAAUAGCAGAUGUGAUCUGCCUGACACGAUCGAGCUGCUGCGAGGAAAAUUGCAGGAAGCUAUUGGCCGCAAAAGGUUCCUACUCAUUCUCGACGAUGUGUGGAACGAAGACAAAAAGAAGUGGGAGGAUGACUUGAGGCCGCUACUCUGUUCUUCAAUUGGUGGAUCAGGAAGCAUGAUAGUUGUCACAAGUAGAAGCCGACAAGUGGCGUCAAUAAUGGGCACCCUUCCACCUCAUGAAUUAGUGUGUUUGAGUGAAGAUGAUUCAUGGGAAUUGUUCUCAAAGAAAGCAUUUAGUAAAGGAGUGCAAGAGCAAGCAGAGUUUGUCAAAAUUGGCAGAUGUAUCAGCAAGAAGUGCAAGGGACUGCCUCUUGCACUGAAGACAAUGGGUGGAUUGAUGAGUUCGAAAUAUCAAAUCCAGGAAUGGGAGGUCAUUGCAGAUUGCAAUAUUAGUGAUACCGAUAGAGGUAAAGAUGAGGUAUUGCCCAUACUAAAACUGAGCUACAAGCACUUGUCCCAUGAGAUGAAGCAAUGCUUUGCCUUCUGUUCAAUUUUCCCCAAGGACUAUGUGAUGGAGAAGGACAUGUUGAUUCAACUAUGGAUGGCAAACGGUUAUGUUAAUGAAGAGGGGACGAUGGACUUGACACAAAAAGGGGAAUAUGUCUUCAACGAGUUGGCUUGGAGGUCCUUUUUCCAAGAUGUGGUAUUAGUGAGGAAGCCCUAUGAUCCUUCUUAUUAUUCUAAAUAUGCCUCAAAACAAGAGAUAAAUGGAUGUAAAAUGCACGACUUGAUGCAUGACCUUGCAAAAGAUGUUGCAAAUGAAUGUGCAAAUGCGGAAGUGUUAAUUCAGCAAAAUCUGCCUGUAAAUGACGUCCGUCACUUGCAUAUUUCGAGAGAUGAUCAAUUGAACAAAAUCAGCCAGUUACUCGGAGGCACUAUGUAUCUUCGCACUUUGUUGACGCCAGAAUCAUCAUACAAGGAUCCGGUGAAGUUAAAACUGAUGUCAUCAAGAGCAUUAAGUAUUCGUUGUGGAGAUACUUCAAUCGUCCAUAUGGAGCUCACACACACAGCACAUUUGCGGUAUCUUGAUCUCUCUCGCUCAAAUAUUGUUAGCUUGCCAAACUCAAUCUGCAUGUUGUAUAACUUACUGUCUUUGAGGCUUAAUGGCUGCUCCCAACUACAAUAUUUACCUGAGGGUAUGAGAACUAUGAGGAAGCUCUGCCAUAUUUAUCUCUUGGGGUGUUGUAAAUUGGAACGAAUGCCCCCAAAACUUAGUGUACUGCACAACCUUCGCACACUAACAACAUUUGUUGUGGGCACAAAAGAUGGAUGUGGAAUCGAGGAGCUCGAAGACCUACGACAGAUUGGCAACAGGUUGGAACUGUAUAAUUUGCGGGAAGUAAAGUGUGGGUCGAAGGCCAAUCUCCAUGAGAAACAUAAUCUAAAUGAACUGUUGUUGUAUUGGGAUCAUUGUCGUGAUGAAUAUGACAAGUCUACAAUUGGUGAGGCCACUAAUCAUGAGCAAGUAUUGGAAUCUCUUGAACCUCAUGAUAAGCUAAAAAUUUUGGAGGUGCAUAGUUAUGGUGGACUCACAAUCUCGCAAUGGAUGAGAAAUCCUCAAAUGUUCCGGUGCUUGAGAGAACUCGUUAUGAUCGGAUGCCGAGGAUGUAAGGACCUGCCAAUAGUAUGGUUGUCAUCCUCUCUUGAGCAUUUGUGUUUACGGGGUAUGGAAAGCUUGACCACGUUGUGUAAGAACAUCAACGUGAAAGCUGAAGCAUACAAUACCUCUCUGCAAAUAUUCCCCAAGCUAAAGAGGAUGGAAUUAAUUGCUUUGCCUGAGUUGGACAGAUGGGCAGAAAAUAGUGCUGGAGAGAUUCUUAGCUCGCUGACGUUUCCCCGGCUUGAAAAACUAGAAAUUGAGAAAUGCGAUAAGCUUGCAAGUCUCCCAAGGUUACCGGUUCUCACACAUCUAUACCUAUCUGGUUUCCCCUGGAAUAAUUCUACAGGAGCUCUUAUUUCGAUGCGCAUGUCUUUGGGCUCUUUGCCAUCUCUUGUCCACUUAGAAAUAUCACAUUUGCUGGUAGAUGUGGUGAUGCCUCCAGAUGGCGAGGAAAGCCAGAGUCAAAGACCUUUGUGCACACUACGAUCUUUGGCGCUUAAGGGUGACGACGCCUUCAUAACGAUAUUUAAUAAAUCCAAAUUGCAACUUGGGCUUAGGGACUGGUUGGUCUCUGUGGAAGAAUUGAAUAUCAUGUCAUGCCACAAUAUUGUCCGCUGGCCCGUGGAGGAACUCCGUUGUUUUCCUCGCCUUCGAUCUCUGAACAUUUGGUAUUGCUCCAAACUUGAGGGGAAGGGCUCGUCAUCUGAGGAAGACGGAAUCCUUCCUCUGCUCCCCGAGUUUCCCGCAUCCCUCGAGGAACUCAGGAUUGACAACAACAGAAGUUUAGUGGCACUGCCUUCAAACCUCGGAGAUCUGGUCAAGCUGAGGAGACUCAGUGUGCUGUUUUGCGAGGCACUGAAAGCGUUGCCAGAUGGGAUGGAUGGUCUCACUUCCCUUGAUAUUGGAUUAUGUCCAGGGAUAGAGAAAUUUCCGCAGGGUCUCCUGCAGCGGCUCCCAGCCCUCAAAUACCUAUACAUACAUCACUGCCCUGACCUGCAGAGGCGUUGCAGAGAAGGUGGGGAGUACUUUGACUUGAUCGCUUCUAUUCCCCAUAAAUACAUUGAAGCACCCGCACAGGCAACUGAGUAUGUCAUCAGAUUGACUGCACUUGGACUGAUCACUGGAUGCGGCAAAGGACAAUACAAAAAAUUAGAAGCCUGUUCCAUUCUGUGCCACGGAAGCUGCUUCUUGUCUCGCUGAUCAAGGCACGCAAAAUGCACAGCAGUGCAGGAUGAUCGAGCACAUGAAGAAAACACUGGGAUGAAGAAAACUCGGAACAUCGUGAUACCUCAAAUUCUGCUCAACGCACAGCUGAGUGGUGGCAUGCGGGCCUGUGUGCAUAUCUUGAUGAGGGGACUAGAAUCAUGUUGUGAUCAUGCAGUUAGAUCAUCUCGUGUUGUGAUUUUAUAGUAUCUGUUUGACCCUGUAAUCAGAGAGUUUUCACCUUGCUGUGGAAUGUUUGACAGCCCGCGACUUAUUAUUGUUGCUCUGCUCUGCUCUUAUAGUGAAUGUUAGAUCAGCACUUGGUUGCUCUGCUC
Setaria italica (foxtail millet) is the source of this 4667-nucleotide messenger RNA. Its product is annotated as putative disease resistance protein RGA3. The record is from RefSeq and is a predicted model, not a curated record. Gene Ontology annotation, molecular function: protein binding; ADP binding. The transcript has 4 exons. Bases 736 to 4329 code for a protein of 1197 amino acids. Gene Ontology annotation, biological process: defense response to other organism. Lineage: Eukaryota; Viridiplantae; Streptophyta; Magnoliopsida; Poales; Poaceae.